Molecule: messenger RNA, 1289 nt
Organism: Catharus ustulatus (Swainson's thrush)
Lineage: Eukaryota; Metazoa; Chordata; Aves; Passeriformes; Turdidae
Product: Krueppel-like factor 15
Exons: 5
Coding region: 100-1098 (332 amino acids)
Biological process (GO): regulation of transcription by RNA polymerase II
Molecular function (GO): DNA-binding transcription factor activity, RNA polymerase II-specific; RNA polymerase II cis-regulatory region sequence-specific DNA binding
Source: RefSeq, a predicted model, not a curated record
CCCGGAGCCGCCCCCGGUGGAGCCGCGGGAGCCGCGGGCAGCGGAGCGGGAUGAACGGAGACUUCCCCAGCUGAGCUCUCCCGAGCCAAGAGGCACCAAAUGGUCUCUGUGAGCUGCCAGGACCUGCUGCCCUCCCUGCAGUGCAGGAUGCCACCGUCCCUCCUGCCAGGACACGCGGCUGACAGGACAUGUGGCCACCCCCAGGGCUCUGGCCGUGUCCUGGCGGGCAGCACUGACCCUGCUGAGCCUGUCCUGCUGCCCAGUGCCAAGCUGGAGCCUCCCAAAGCCCAGCUUAUCGAGGCUCAGCUCAGGCUGCCCGACUUCUGCCUCUCGCAGGACUUCAUCCCCACGCUGGAGGAGAUCGAGGAGUUCCUCAGGGAGAAGGCAGAGCUGUGCAGGGAUGGAGCAGAGCUGCCCAGGGAUGGAGGAUGGAAUCCUCAGAGCAAAGCUGAGCUGGGCUCUGGGAUCCCCACCGAGCCCCAAGGAGGAGGAGGACACGUCCCCAACGCUUUGGGGACAGCUGCAGUGGCUGCUGGCAGCAUCCCCGUGCUGCUGCAGCUCCAGCCCCUCCCGAUGGACAGCAUCACCCCCCCAGCCCAGCCCGGGGGUCUCAGGGUGGCCCAGCUGCUCAUCAGCCUGCAGAGCCCAAAGCUCCCCCAGCUGCAGCCCCCUGGCACCAUCCCGGAGCAGAAAUUCGUGCGGAUCGCCCCUGUGCCGGGGGCUGGGGGGUCAGGGGAUGCUCGGGGGGCUGGGGCAGCCCCCAGGGACCAGCAGGGACCCCCUGCCCUGCCCCGCAGCCACCGCUGCUCCCACCCGGGCUGUGGCAAGGUUUAUUCCAAGAGUUCUCACCUCAAGGCUCAUUUCCGCCGGCACACGGGGGAGAAACCGUACAGCUGUGCCUGGCCCGACUGCGGCUGGAGGUUCUCCCGCUCGGACGAGCUGUCCCGCCACAAGCGCUCCCACUCCGGGCUCAAGCCCUACCAGUGCCCAGCCUGUCAGAAGAGCUUUGCCCGCAGUGACCACUUGGCCAAGCACCUGAAGAUCCACCGGGGCCAGCCCUGCAGCCCACGGACACUCCCAGGGGGCAGCAGGAGUUGAUUCAUCCCCGAGGAGGGGGAAUCUCCUGAGCGAGGACGGGAGGAUUUGUUGUCCCAUUUUUCCAGGUUGUUUCUGGCCCUGCUGUUCCUCUCUGAAAUACACGUGGUGGAAAUCAGCCUGGAUUUGGGGUGUGUGGAGAGCUGUCAAACAGGGAUCAGGAGUUUUAGAAUCCCAGAAUGGUUUGGGUUGGG